Molecule: messenger RNA, 1281 nt
Organism: Haemonchus placei
Lineage: Eukaryota; Metazoa; Nematoda; Chromadorea; Rhabditida; Trichostrongylidae
Source: the annotation of a GenBank genome assembly
AUGCUUGAAGUGUUUCAUCCGGAAAUCGCAAAAACUAUGGAUCCGGCGAACACUGAGGAAUUGCAAGACUUCAAAGAACGCUUUGAGAGAGGUGAAGGCGAUGUGGAUGUGCAAAAGACGACCGUAGACAUGACCGGAGACGUGAACCUCGGUGGCAUUAAGGCAGCCUUCGAACAUGGCGAAGAAGAGAUGUCACCAGAAGAACGUGCAGCACAGAAGAAAAAAGAAAUCGAGGCGGAAUUUCUCAGGUACAAAAUGGCCAGACGAGCAGCUGCCGAACGUGCCAAGCAACAGGCUGAAGAGGGAGAAGAAGGUGCAGCCGAUGUUGGGUCGAUCAAAGAUCGCUUUGAUACGGGAGAAGCAUUCAGGACAGCCGAAAUGGACGGAAAGAAUGUCGAUGUUGAAAUCAAAAUGGCCGGUAAAGCAAGGGAGAAAUUCAUGCAGAUCGACGCUUCUGGUGCCGCACCGGUGAUGCCCAAUCAAGGCAGGAAGGAACCCAGCAAAUGGGACAAAAGGGAAGACCGACCUGCUGCAGAAAUCAUCAAUAGGAGAGCAGUUGACGAUUAUGAUGAUGAUGAGGGCGAAGAUGCAUUCGAUAUCAAGAAUCUCAUGAACAAAUUCAAGCAUAUCGCUGAAGCUGACACAACCACCUCGGCUCUUAAUGCGGAACAACGAGCUGAGCUGGAAGCUUUGAAAACGGAGGCUAAAACUUUGAAGCAGCGCUUCGAAGAAGGCAUUGACGACGAUUCAGACUUGGCUGAGGAGAAACGGCGGCAAAUGCAGGAAGAAUUCGAGCGGCUGAAGAAGGAACGUGAGGAGGCCCAGCGACGGCUCGAAGAAGAACGAGCCAUGGAGGCGCCCAAGGAAGUUGAAAAAGACGACGUCAACAUAAAGGCCGAGCAUGCUGCAAAGAUGGCUGCGAAAUGGGAAAAGAUCCAAGCCAAAGAGGCCAAAAAAGCCGAAAAGAGCCGAAUGCCCGAGAAAAAAGUGGCGCGUUUCGUGAUGCGCCCACAACCGAAAUGUGCCAUAUGCAGCAAUACCGUAUACCGAGCCGAACAAUUCGGAUGUUUCGGCUUACAGUACCACGUGAACUGCUUUAGAUGUACAGUAUGUCGACAAGCGCUGCGCGUGGAGCGUGCUCAUCGCAGCAAAGAAGGCAGUUUAUACUGCCAUGUACACUUUAAGCUGCUUGGCGAUGAUAGCCGACAUCAAUUGGAAAAGUCACUUGAAGAGAACAACAACUUGGAGGCGAACGCCGUCGCCGAACGUUCUCAAGCCUAG